CGUGGGGUAUCACACACAAGUUACAAUAAGGAGAGCGAGUGUUGGAACCGCGCGUGGAAGAAAAAGGCGAAGGACGAGAGGCUUCUGUUGGCGAUCCCUGAACAGGGUUCUGCCCGUGCUGAACAUUAAGUCCACGGGAAAGGGUUCUACAGAGAGAGAGAGAGAGAGAGAGAGAGAGAGGGAGGGAGGAAAAAAGACUGGAGACUCCUCACAAGCUUUCACGAUAGAGUUUUAACCAUCUGGUCAUUUUCAACGCGAUAUCUGACAGGCUCUUUUAUACAAUUUCCUUCCUCUCCUCCCUCUCGUUAUUUUCCAGCCGGACUUCCCUCAACAUCUGCGUAUGGAAGUUUCACAAUAAAGGCAGGGAUCGUGGUUCGACUUUGGAAAGGAACAGGCUCUAGACCGGGAUCCUGUGCUUGUUGACAACAGCCGAGGCCCGUCAGCGUCAUUCGCCUCCCGCUCCAGCUGUUUCAGCGGCGUGCAGAGUUUGGAGGCGGCGAGGGCCAUCGCGUCGAGAAGUUGUCCGGCUCUCGGGGGCGGAGGGAGUCGGAAGAGAUGGCCGCUGAGGCUCCCAGGUCCCUGGUUUGCAACCUGGUGAUCGUGGCGCUGGUUCAUUUAGCCCAGACCAGCGGCUGGAACACAAUACCACGCAAGACUGUGAGGCACGAUGCAGUGAAAGAGGUGAAACGCUUCUCAAAGCCCAGGAUCUUCAACUACACCACCCUUCGCCUGGACGAAGACGCACAGGUCCUCUACGUUGGUGCUCGCGAGGCAGUGUUUGCACUUUCAAUGGAGGACAUCACGGUGGAGGUGAAGGAAGCGAUCAUUUGGAAUGCCCCAGUGGAGAAAAAGAAGGAUUGCGUUCAGAAGGGGAAGAACAACCAGACCGACUGUUUCAAUUACAUUCGCUUUCUGCAGAACUUCAAUAGCACUCAUCUGUACACGUGUGGGACCUACGCCUUCCAGCCCAGGUGCACAUAUAUUGACAUGCGAAAUUUUACUUUAAACAAAGCGGCCAUCGAGGGUGGGAAGGGGAAGUGUCCCUACGAUCCCGCGAAAGGACACACGGGCCUGAUUGUGGAUGGCGAACUAUACUCUGCGACAAUGAACGACUUUCUUGGCACAGAGCCAGUUAUUCUGCGGAAUCUGGGGCAUCGCUACUCGAUGAAGACUGAGUACCUCGCUACCUGGCUGAGCGAACCAAAUUUUGUUGGUUCCGCCUACAUCCAGGAAAGCGCGAACAGCGACUUGGGGGACGAUGAUAAGAUCUAUUUCUUCUUCAGUGAGAGAGCUGUAGAGUACGACUGCUACAGGGAGCAGGUGGUGGCGAGGGUUGCCCGGGUCUGUAAGGGUGACCUGGGAGGGGCUCGAACGCUUCAGAAAAAGUGGACCACCUUUCUGAAGGCCCGGUUGCUAUGUUCAGUCCCCGAGCAACAACUGCACUUCAACAAGAUUCAGACGAUCUACAUGUUGAACGAUAGUAGCUGGCAAAACACAGUGUUUUUUGGGAUCUUCCAGGCUCAGUGGGCUGACCUGGAUGUGUCUGCUGUCUGCCAGUACCGGAUAGAAGAUAUCCAGCGAGCGUUCGAUGGGCCCUAUAAGGAGUACCGGGAGCAGGCGAAGAAGUGGGGGCGGUACUCCGAUAAGGUCCCGAGUCCCCGACCCGGAGCAUGCAUCACCAACAGCCACAGGAUGAGCGGUUACAACACCUCCCUCGAGCUGCCCGACAGCACCCUCAACUUCGCCAAGGAGCACCCGCUGAUGAAUGACCUGGUGCAGCCCGUGGGACAGCAGCCAUUACUCAUCCAGAAGAACGUCAACUACACGAGGAUCGUGGUGGACCAGGUCCUGUCCUGGAAUGGGAUUCAGUACACCGUCCUGUACAUUGGGACAGGAGCGGGAUGGCUUCAGAAGGCCGUAAUGAUUGGAUCUCAGGCGCACGUCAUUGAGGAGGUCCAGCUGUUCGAGGAGGCGCAGCCCGUGGAAAGCUUGGCCAUCUCCAAGACAAAGAAACUCCUGUUUGCCGGCUCGCGGAGUCAGGUGAUCCAGAUCCCUGUCAGUGACUGUCAGAAGUAUCAAAGCUGUGCGGACUGCCUGCUGGCCAGGGACCCUCACUGUGCCUGGGCCAACCACGAGUGCUCGGCAAUCGACAGCUUGAUGAAAAAUGCUGUGGUGUAUCAGGACAUAGAAUCUGCCAAUGUUGAUUUGUGCCAAAGGAUGGAGCCUACCAAAGGAGACUCGAGGUCCAAGACCGUCACUGUGGUCGCAGGCACUGACAUCCUCAUGCCUUGUUUGUUGUUGUCCAACAUGGCUGAGCCCAGGUGGCUGUUUGAGGGCCAGGACCUCACCAAGGUUUCCAGCAGAGGCUACGAGAUCCAGUCCAAGGCCCUGCAGAUACUGGGCGUGGGCUCAGAACACGGCGGCAGCUACUCGUGUUACUCAGAGGAGAAGCACGGGCGAGUCCUGAUGGGGAACUACUCGUUGGUCGUGUUCUCCAGUCAAGCCAUGGCCUUGGAGAGCCGCUCAGCGGGCUUCAACCUCGGCUUGGUCUGGCUGGCCGUCCUGAUCCUGGGUGCCUUGAUCCUGGCCUGUCUGCUGGGGACGGUCAUCUACCUGAACCGCAAGCUGAAGGAGCAGCUGGAGAAGAAGGCCGAAGCAAGGGAAGCUUCGGGCUCCCGGGCCACCGAGCUCAUCCUGCCCAAGGAGCUGCCCCGGGGCACCACUUUCAUCCCCAGCCAGACCUCCAGCUCGGACGAGAAGCUGUGGGAGGCACCCUCCUACUACUACUCCGACGGCUCCCUGAAGAUCGUGCCGGGGCACGCCGUCUGCCAGAACGGGGGCUCGCCGUCGCACAACGGCGCGGCCAACGGAAUCCCCGGCCAGCCCCUGCCCACCGCCGUUCAGUCCCCUACCCGCCUCAACUUGGCCAACAUCCGCGGCGCCAACACCAACGGCUACAUCCGGCUGCAGCUGGGCGAGGAAGGGGUCGACCCCUUCUCCGAGGAGCUGAGGAAGAAGCUGAGGCAGCGGCAGAUGUUGCCCGACGCCAACCCCGAGGAGUCUUCGGUAUGACCAGAGGGCGGGGCCCCUUCUCAGCACCCAGCUACCUCAAGUUCCCUGUAAAUAGCAGUGAGGAACCCAACACUGAAACCUUGUACAUAAUUCACGAGGGACGACAUUUAAACGCUUGAGUCCCGAACAAAAACUAACUCCAAAAGACAUACACAGCUAAGUCACCACAGGCUAUAUCUGUGCACUCCCAUUCACUCUUACUGUGGCUGAACUUUAUCCAUACUGUGAACACGCAGAGAGAGACUCGCAGGCUGACGCACGCUUUCCCUUCGUUCCGCAGCUGCUCUGGAUGGACCUGCUGCCUGGUGGUCAGUUUGCAGGUAUCCCCCACCCCUCCCACAGACCAGAGUCAUGCAAAGCCACGGGAGCAGGUGGUGGAUGGUCGUAUGAGCAGCCGGUGCAGAUCACAAGUCCUGGUUAUGCGACCACUGGCGCCAGGCAGACAAUCUCCGAAAUCUUGUAAAGACACUGCCCAGAAGAAGGCAGUGGCAAACCACUUCUGUAGAUAUCUUUGCCAGGAACAAUCAUGGUCAUGGAAAGAUAUCAUACGACACGGCACAUAACGAACGAAUCAUUAAUUGAUUACUCGUGAUCUGCCAGUGGACAAGAGGUUACUGCAGUGACCCCACCGAGAACUCCCCGUUGCCGUGCCACGUUGGGCAGAGUCGCCAGGAUGUCCUCUGGUAUGACAACAAGAGAGACUGGGGCAGACGACACUGGGGGGCAGUGUCUCAUCGGAACGGAGGCCAUCUCCCUCUGCGCAGAAUGGGAUCAUUGAACAGGAGUUGAAUGUGUGGCCAAGUCUGGAUGGAAUGACCUUGCACUUCUUACAGUCCUGCUGGUAAAGAAAAUAGUGAAGAAGUCAGUGUGGUUCAAAUAACAUUGGUCGCCAUAAAAUCGGGCAGCAGACCGAGAAAUUGGAUGCUUUCUAUAUAAAUCAUUGGACAUUCAGAGAGUGAAUGGCUGGACAGGUCUCUACCAGGGGUUAUGGAGCCCUUGUAAAGAAUUACCCUGCCAUGUGGUUGGUGGGAGUUGGUUUGAAAACAGCAUUAAAGGUGGCCCCCAGUGCCCAUGUUCAGUGGACUGGGGCAUGUGCUGUGAACAUUCAAGGAACGUCGAACUUGUUAGUUGCUGUUGUAAUCUACACUCAGUGGCUACUUUAUUAAGUACAGGAAUGGAACCUGGUGUGGUCCUCUGCUGCUGUAUCCCGUCCACUUCGAGGUUCAACCUGUUUUGCUUUAGGAGGUGCCCUUCUGCACACCACUGUUGUAAUGUGCAGUUAUUUGAGUUACUUUCACCUUCCUGUCAGCUUGAACCAGUCAUUUUCUGCUGAUCUCUCUCAUUAAUACAGUGUUUCUGUCCACCAAACUGCCACUCACUGGAUGCCUCUGUGGUAUCUUUUUAAUGCACCAUUCACUGUUAGCCUUGGAGACUGUUGUGUGUGAAAAUCCCAGGAGAUCAGGUUCUGAGAUACUCAAACCACCCCAUCUGGCACCAGCAAUCAUUCCAUGGUCAAAGUCACUUAGAUCACAUUUCUGAUGUUUUGUCUGAACAACAACAGCCUCUUGACCAUGUCUGCAUGCUUUUGUGCAUUGAGUUGCUGCCUUAUGAUUGGCUCUCUGGAUAUUUGCAUUAACGAGUGGGUGUACCUAACGUAGUGGCCACUGAGUGUAUUUAACAAGACAAGGAUAUGUCAGUGCUGUGUGGAGUAAUGUGACAAAAUGAUCUGCACUGUUUGUUGUAGUCAUUUGGAGAAUUGUGAGGAUAGCUGAUAAUUUUUAAAGAGACUGUGGGGAUUGGCUCAGUAUCUGCACAUCCCAAUCACAAUCCAGCCGUGGGAGUGUGCCUGACCCCUCUUUUGUCUUGUUUAAAAAUGUUUUAGUUGUACAUAAUGAUUGUGAAGGUGCGGAGAAGAGGUUAAAGGAGUGAGAUCGUCCUAUGAGGAUGAGAGAAACUGGGGAUUAAGUAUGUGUAAUAUAAAGGAAGAGAAUGUGGGCUACACUCAAAGUAAGACAGUGUCGACAGAGAGAGAGAAAAAUGAGGAACGUUUCAGUUCAGUCAGAAUUAGUGUGGUGUGGAGGUGAGGUUUUAGGAGGAUCGGAGAGAAGGCGAUUAUUUCCUGAGGUCUUGCCCCGAUUCCGCUAAGGGAGGGGGGGUAUUUCUCACCUAUUUGAAUGAAUCGUGGGGGAACAGGAGAGAAGGGUGUGCCGAUGACUUGGAAGCAAUUGGCAAUGAGCGGGAAACGGCAGCAAAGAGGGGGGGGUCGUCCAGCUAGACGCUCUGCAGAGAGGUGGCAGCCUUCAGAGUCACACAAAGCAGCAAAGCUCACACUGACCGGGCCCUGUUGGCCUUGUGUUGGUGUGAGGAGGGGCGACAGAGAAACAAACUCCACGAUCAGUACAAAGUAGCACAUCCUGCUGUUGCGUGUGCCCAGUGCUGUGGAUCUGUGUGUGUGACAUGGUUGUGUCCAAUGUACUUGAAUCAAUCUGCAGGUGAUACACUACUUUCUAAUGUAACUUAUUGAGUUCAGCAUGUAAUUUAAAAAAUGUACAGCCUCUCUGGAAAAAUAUUUAUGAAAGUAUUUUUAUAUCAAUUUAAAGGAUUAAAAUUUAGUAAG
Messenger RNA from Mobula hypostoma (lesser devil ray), 5689 nucleotides. It is a transcript of the gene sema4c, whose product is annotated as sema domain, immunoglobulin domain (Ig), transmembrane domain (TM) and short cytoplasmic domain, (semaphorin) 4C. The transcript has 17 exons. Gene Ontology annotation, biological process: muscle cell differentiation; negative chemotaxis; semaphorin-plexin signaling pathway. Gene Ontology annotation, molecular function: chemorepellent activity; semaphorin receptor binding. Gene Ontology annotation, cellular component: synaptic vesicle membrane; plasma membrane. Bases 556 to 3072 code for a protein of 838 amino acids. The record is from RefSeq and is a predicted model, not a curated record. NCBI's taxonomy places the organism in Eukaryota, Metazoa, Chordata, Chondrichthyes, Myliobatiformes, Myliobatidae.